Molecule: messenger RNA, 3781 nt
Organism: Nasonia vitripennis (jewel wasp)
Lineage: Eukaryota; Metazoa; Arthropoda; Insecta; Hymenoptera; Pteromalidae
Product: frizzled-4
Exons: 6
Coding region: 692-2563 (623 amino acids)
Biological process (GO): non-canonical Wnt signaling pathway; canonical Wnt signaling pathway
Cellular component (GO): plasma membrane
Molecular function (GO): Wnt-protein binding; Wnt receptor activity
Source: RefSeq, a predicted model, not a curated record
CGCAUCAGCACGCCUAAUGAACCUAAAUCCAAAUCAAAAUCGCAUAAACAAACCUCAAUCAAAAUCCUCGCGUUUCCUUCACCUCUCAUCCUCUCCUCCUCUCUCUCUCUCUCUCUUCUUCGUCAUCAUCAUCAUCACCAUCCUUCGCUCUGGACCAGUCGUCCUCCCUCCCCUCUUCUCCGUGCGCGGCGCAUCGUCGGAAGAACCGGCGAGCGCGCGCGCGAGAGAGAGAGAGAGAGAGAGAGAGAGAGAGAGAGAGCGCACCGGUCUUCCCUCACCCUGCGGCCGCGCGGCGCGGGCAUUGAAAAUACAAAACGGAGCCGAGCACGUCGCCGCGAGAGAGCCAGAGCCGAGUUGAGUUCAGUACCUUGCCGACUGCCGAGCCGUGUGCUGCGCUCCGCGGCUGCUCCGCCGCAGCUUUCUUCGAGCGCGGUUCCGUACUGAAGGCUCUGCUCUUGUUUUCCAACGAUUCUUCUGGUUAAUCCUCUGGAUGGAGUAUGCGUGAAGGAAGUGAAGUGAAUCGCCGCAUUACCGAAGUGGUACCAGCUCUGAACGUACGGACCACGAGUGUAACAAGUGUCUUCUGAAAAUCUAUAGCUCUGACUGACAUCGCGGAGAACGAUCGCGACGAUGAUGAUCCCGUCGACUUUGUCGGUGUGAACUAUAGGAAUCGCGGUAAGAUCGUGCGAGGAUGUCAUCAUCGAAGAUGUUCCUGCUCCUGCGAUUCGGCCUGGUCCUUGUCGGUCUGACCGGUAGUGCGCGCUCCUGGGGUCUCAACCACCAGGGCUCCAGCGCCAAAUGCGAGCGACUCAACGUGUCGUUCUGCCGGGGCCUCAGGUACAACCUCACUGCUAUGCCCAACUUCAUGGGCCACGAGGAUCAGCUGCAGGCCGAGCGAGAGCUGGCGAAGCUGAUGCCGCUGGUCCACUACAACUGCUCGCGGCACCUGAGGUUCUUCCUCUGCUCGGUCUUCGCUCCAGUCUGCUCGGAGCACGUGGCCAUGCAGAUACCGGCCUGCAAGCCCCUCUGCCUCUCCGUAAGGCGCGACUGCGAGAACACGCUCAAGGACCUCACCCUGCCUUGGCCUCACAUGCUGGACUGCGAUCGCUUUCCCGACAGUGGUAACACGCUGUGCGUUCAGCCGCCACCGGAAGAGAACCUCCCGGCACAGGACGUCACAUCGCUCGCGUCGCCCUCCUCGUCCUCCUCGGAAGCCCAGCCAGAUCAGGAACAGCAGCAGUCCAGUGUAGAUAAGGAGGAGGACGAAGACGAAGAGGGGGAAGACAGCGACGCCGACAAGCAGAAGGCGCAGUGGCCUCUGGUGCACCCGAUGCAACCGAGGCCACUGCCGCCCAGGGCUAAUCUCCACCAGAAGUGCCCGGCGCACUUCGUCGAGACGCCCUAUGUCGACGUUGUGAGUUUUUCACAUUAUCCCAUACGCGCGUUCAUGCUUGUGACCUCCUGCGUGCCCCGUUGCGGCGAGGACGCCUACUACCGCGCGGAGGACAAGCGGUUCGCCGAGCGCUGGAUGACCGGAUGGGCUUGGCUUUGCUUCCUCUCGACGCUCUUCACGCUGCUCACCUUCUGGGUCGAGCCGUCGCGUUUCCGUUAUCCCGAGCGGCCCAUCGUCUUCCUGGCGCUAUGUUACAACCUCCUCUCCGUGGCCUACAUCAUACGCGGCGCCGUCGGGCCCGAGAGUAUCAGCUGUGCCAGUCAGGACGACGGACCCAGCUACGUUCCGGUGAACGACGGUCUGCGAAGUGUGGCCUGCACGAUCUGGUGGCUCUGCCGCUACUACCUCGGCCUGGCGAGUAGCCUCUGGUGGACGAUCCUCUGCGGUUGCUGGCUGCUCUCGGCACGCAACGAGUGGAGCAGCGAAGCCCUGCACAACAUCGCGGCUUAUUUGCACGCCGCUGCCUGGGGUCUACCCGUCCUGCUCACCGGAGGAACGCUCAUCUCCAGGAACAUCUCGGCCGACGAACUCACAGGGCUCUGCCAGGUCUCUGACGAGUCGACCCUCUGGCUCGAGGUCUUCCCGAACGCGUCUCUCCUAUUGCUGGGCUGCUUCCUGGCAGCCGUCGCCGGUUCGGCUCUCGUCCGAGUUCGAAGAGCUGUUCGCUUGGCCGGCCGCAGCGCAACGAAACUGGAACGCUUGAUGACUCGUCUGGGAGUGUUCGCGAUCCUGUACGCGCUGCCAGCCUUUGGCAGUCUUGCCUGUGCUUUGCGAGAGGCCCACGUCAGGCCCCGAUGGAGGACCCUCGCUCUUCUCGCGGCACUCGACUGUCGCUCGUCUCAGAACUGCGUUCCUGGACCGAGCAGUUACAGAGCUGCUGCAGGACUCGAGGUCGCGUUGCUCAGGCUCUUCCUGUCACUGGUCAUCGGUGUCACCAGCGGCAUGUGGGUCUGGUCGGGGAAGACAUGCAGAGCCUGGAGUAGAAUUCUGGCGGCGCCCAGCAAACCAGCCAGACCUGCAGUUCUACAGCAGAGCGGAGUCACGCAGCAGCUGCAUCCGGCUGGGCAACCGUUCGAUGGUUAUAAAGUAGACGCUGUCAAUAUCGCGUAAUGCGCUUCUUUGUUUGUUGGAUUUUUUUCGGUUUGAGUGAAGUGUGAGAGCUGUUCUCGUGUUUGGUUAUUUAUUAUUUUGUACAUUAGCGAGUGAUGCGUUGAGCUUUGUUUUGCCGAUGAGUGAAUGCGCGCGAAUUGAGAUGUCGUGGAGGAACGAUGCUUUUCGAUGUUGAACGGUAACAAAGUUUCGCGUUACAAUUAUCAAGAGUAGUAGCGAUGUAGUGAGUACAUGUAAACGAUUACUUGAGAUAUCGUAAUGUGGACAUGUAAAAGCUUCAUUAUUGUGCUGGAUGCUUGUUAUUGUUCACAACGUUAGAAAAGAUCGUUAGGAUGACUACCCCAGUGAAAAUAUUCUAUUAUUGAUUCGUCAUUGAUCAAUAUUAAAUAGCUUGUAAGACUAGGUUAAAGAGACAAACUAAACCAGUGAAACGUAUUUAAAUAUUUGCAUUAUAGAAUUUCGAGCUUAAUCGCUGGUUUUAUAUGCGUGUAUGUAUUGAAUAGCAUUUGUAAUCCUUACAGUUUUUAUUCAUCGCUUUUAAAAAACGGUGAUCAAGUAGUAAUUGGGUUUUUAUCGACCAAAUUGCAUUUAUAUGAACAUACAAUUAUCACAAAACUGCCCAAUUUGUAUUUAUCAAUAAUAGCUUUGUUGCAGUCAAUAAGAAUGAAAAACUUUGCAAUCAAACUUUCAUAAAGCGAAGCUGUGGAUAAGAUUAUUUAUUGCAAGGAUUCAAUGAAAUUAUUUGAAAAUAGUGGCAUUCAUAAAUGUUGCAUAUAUACAUAUACAUAUGUGCUUUUUAAAAAUGUUAACGUAUAUCGUAUGGUUAUAGCGACAAGAAGCAAACUCCAAAAAUGACAAAUAUUUAGUUGUUGAAUUUUAUAAAUAUAAGCUCAUUAAAAAAAGUUAUCAUUUAUAUUUAUAUGUAUAUGAAAGACUAUUUGUACCCCAAAAGAAGUUAAAAUUUAUAUCUAAACUGUAACUACAUUUUAUUGUGUAAGAGUUAUUUGUUUACAACAAAUAAACAAAGACUGUAUAUAUCUGCUGUAAAUACUGUAUGUAAAAUCGACUUCGGACUCGAAAUAUGUUUUAAAAUAUGCAAAACCCCUUGAAAAGGAAAUUUGCGUGAAUAUAAAUAAAAGUAUAUAAGGCUUUGUACAGUUAUAAUAAUCUCCUUGCGAUUUGAAUAAAGAUUCUUUUUUACUCGUUAUAAGAGCAAUG